GGAAGAUGGAUUUAUCUCUCUUAUUUCUUUAUUCUUCCUCUGCUAACCUUUCAGGUCAGAUUGCAGGGGACCGUUGGAGAGACACCGUCACGUGACCCCCGGUACCAAAUGGUCUUCCGGCAGCGGCUCUCAUCAAGGACCGGAGCACACGCAGACGCCGCCUCUCCUCUCAGACAUGCAGAAGACAACGUACUACGACAACUCCUCCACGCUGUUCGGUGGCUACUCGUCCUACCAGGUGCAGGGGGCUGCUGCAGCGGCAGCGGCGGCCGCCAACGGCUUUGGGGGCUACGAUGCGUCGGCCCCCGUGUCCCACCACCAGCCGGCCUUCCAGUCGGCGUCCCAUCUGGACGUGGACUCGUACCAGCGCUCGGCGUGCUCCUUACAGGCGCUGGGCAGUAACAGCAGCCAUCAGCAGCUCGCCAAGAACAAGGAGCUGAAUGGCAGCUGCAUGCGGCCCAGCCUGCCGCCAGAGCACCACCCCGCCUCCCAGGUGUCCCCCCCACUGCCCCCCAACCCCAGCAAUGGUAGUACCGGGGCUCAGCAGCCGGGGGGCAGUGCUGGGGCCUCCUCAGUGUCCAAAUCAGGCCCCAAUAAGUCCUCCAAUUCGUCCUCGUCCAUUUCGUCCUCCACCUCGUCCUCGUCCUCCUCGCUGCCCCCUAACCCCACACUCGCCAAGCAGAUCUUCCCCUGGAUGAAGGAGAGCCGGCAGAACACCAAGCAGAAAAACUGUUCGCCCAGCAACAACUCUGGCAAUGUGUCGGGAGGAGCAGAGAGCGGCAGCAGCGGGGAGAAGAGUCCGACCAGUGGCUCGUCGGCGUCCUCUAAGCGAGCUCGCACGGCGUACACGAGCGCCCAGCUGGUGGAGCUGGAGAAGGAGUUCCACUUUAACCGCUACCUGUGCCGGCCGCGUCGCGUGGAGAUGGCCAACCUGCUCAACCUGUCCGAGCGCCAGAUCAAGAUCUGGUUCCAGAACCGACGCAUGAAGUACAAGAAGGACCAGAAGUCCAAGGGCCUGAGCUCCAGCUCCGGAGGGCCCUCGCCGACCGGGUCGCCCCCCCUGACCAUGCAGUCCUCCGCCAGCUUCCUCAACUCCAUGCACGCCAUGGGAGGAGGGGGCGGGGGCGGAGGCUACGACGUCCCGUCUCCUCCGUCCUUCGGCAAGCCGCACCAGGGCGUGUCUUACUCCAUGUCCACUGCCUACUCCAACGUCCCCAUGAAGGGCUGCCCCCCCCAGCAGAAGUACGGAGCCCCAGACCCGGACUACGGUGACCCCCAUCCCCACCACGGCCUGGUGCAGGCCAACAACGCAGGAUACGGGACCCCCACCAACAUGCAGGCCAGUCCGGUGUAUGUGGGGGGCGGCAGCUAUGUGGACCAGAUGCCAGGUUCGGGGCCCUCCAUGUACGGCCUGAACCACCUCGGCCCCACGCCCCCCCUCCACCAAACCAUGGACUACAAUGGCGGGGGGCCCAUGUCGGCCGCAAACCAGCACCACGUGGGUGGAGGGGGCCCCCAGGGUCCCUGUGACCCCCCCACACACCCGACGUACACCGAGCUGUCGGCGCACCACACCUCGACUCAGGGCAGAAUCCAGGAAGCACCCAAGCUCACUCACCUGUAGCAGGUUUGGAACAAAACGUAGAAGGUAGUGAAGACGACGCAGAACGAGUGACCACGACCCCGACUCACUAACAGACUGACACGAGGGGACUCUACUGCUGCAGGGGGGGGCACGAGGGGGGGGACAGAGCGAGACCAACAGGAGACAUCCAGUGGUUUGUCUUGUGCUCUAAAAACACUAAACGUCCAGCUCCGCCACGACCAAACUAAAGAAAGCUAAUCUCAGUUUAUUUUUAUCAACGACUUAAACUUUAUCUUAAACCAAUCAGAGACGUUUGUGUCAUCCAGCUCAGCUUUUAUCCACGUUUACAAAUUGAACCCAAACCCUUUCACAGCGUCCUCCCUCCUCUGAGAGCAGUGAAGCGUUCUGUACGCGUGGGAGACGAGCUGUACAGUCAAUCGUCUCCCACGUCCCCCCGGGGAGACAAUAACUGUCAGGCCGCUCGUCUUGUGGCGCUCGUGCAGAGACGUAUCGGCAGCUGUACGGCAUAAAGAGAUGAACGGGGAGCUCCGUGUUUCAGUCAGUGCUCAUUAGACGAGAGAGUUUACUGCAGUAUGGACGUCUGUGUUCAAACAUCCCAAACGUCAAAGUGAAAGAAAAAGCUCCAAGCAGAACAUGUGACAUUAUGAAGCUUUACUACAGGACGCCUCCCUCCUGACGUGUUUAACCUGAUUUGACUUCACAAACCGUUUUGGUGUCUCAGCUAGCAUGUUGUAAAGUAGCCAGUAACGACUCGGCUAACUAGAACGAUACUUUAAUCAUAAAGCUCCCCUCUAAGGCUCCCACAUACACUAAGAGCUCUCCCGCUCGCUCAAUGAAAUAGUUGAGAUUUUAAUGUGCAGUUAACGAGGUGGGUAGAUUUAUGACGCAGCCCCCCCCCCCCCCCCCCCAGGCAACACGUGUUGUUGUCAGCCUGAGCUAUGUGGAGCUCUCUGCCUGAAAUACAGCUGGAGCUGGCGGCCCUCGUCUUCCUCAGUUUCUGCUCAGCACAUUAAAAACCUCUGGAUGGUCUUCCUCGUCUCGUUCUGCCUCCCCCCCAUGUCUCCGCCCGUUCAGACUGAAUCACUACUAACCCUCCGUCUCCGUCUGUGGCAGCAGCACACGGCUUCUGAAGGAGGCACAACCUCUCACAAUCCGCCACAGACACACACACACUCAGCACACCUGAGUAGCCACGAGUUCAGAGGCUUAACAAGCCCCCACAGACACACCUGUGCUAAGCUACGUUAGCUCUCUCUGCCUCAUGCAGGACUCCUUAAAUGAUGACAUUUCACCUGAAGGGCGGGCGGGGGAUGAGGUGGAGGUAACAGUGCACACGUUGCCAUCUUGUUGAACUUUUUAUAAAACUAAACAUAACAGUCAAAGUUUGUUUGGCUCUAUGCACCAGAUCUACCUGCUGACAUUUAGGGCAAGACGGUGAUUAAGGCUAAGAUCAAAAUGUGAACGUUUGAUUUUAUUAUCAAAAUAAUCUGAGAAAUGAUUAGAGCCACUUUAAGGAAAUACAACUCUGAGACGAACCGAUAAGAGACGAAGAAAAAGACCCAUCAAUAGGUGAAAUGUCGUUCUUAAGAAGUCCCCCCCCCUCACAGACACACACACACACACACAUCAUCAGGUGAUGCUAAGCUAGCUUCCUUUUGCUGACACACACACACACACACACACACAACCAGCUGUUGACAUCUUCAAACAAACUCGAGAGGAAACGAAGAGACUUUUUUAAUGUUCUUCUUUUAGCACAUCAUCGACACAGGGUAUAAAGAGUGGAGAACACUAUUUAUUUAUGUUGGGGUAAAUCACUGCCCCCUCUCUCUCUCUCUCUCUCCCUCCCUCUCUCUCUCCCCCCUCCCUCUGUCUCUCUCUCUCUCUCUCUCCCUCUCUCUGAAGGGUUCUCUUUCAUUAGCGGACACCAUCAUGUCCACACUUUUAUAUGGUUUUGAGUUUUGUUCUCACUCGUUUACUUUUAAACGUGGAUACAGGGUAUAUAUAUUUGAACAAAAAUGACCGUCCCAGAGGUCGAGCGGACGUGUUCGACACACUCUGAAACCUGCAGAGUUUAUUUAUCUGAGCGGUCAGAGAGACACAUGAGACAGUUUCUGCCAGUGUGUGUGUGCGCGUGUGUGUGUGUGUGCGCGUGUGUGUAUGUGUGCAGACCCUCUCCACACUCUCUGCUGCUCUGAGAAUAAACCUGUUGACAGUUUUCAUGAAGUGCAGAGUGACACUGACGCUCCUCGCUCCUGGGCGUCAUUGUUGCACUUAGAGUUUACAUUUUGAUGGUUAAAAAGGUCAAAAAUAAUAAUAAUGAAAUCUUAUUUUGAAGACGGAAGGCCCUCCAAUCAAAGCGUCUUUCGCCGAUGUGUGUUCAAGUGAACAUUCAUAUAUAAAUAUUUAUUUGUUAUAGCCAGUUUAAAAAGACUUUCUGUUUUGUAUGAUUAUUAUUUAUCCUUCAUGUAUUUAUAUCGAGAAAAAAAAAGUGUACUUUUUUAGUAUUUACCUGUUACGAAAGAAAAAAAACAAAGUUGUGUUUCUUCUUGUCCGUUGUACUGAAGUUCCAUUUUUUAGUUCUUGUAUUUUAGAAGAAGAAAUGGUAGUUUUUCUGUUCCUAUGAUGACCCGUGUACAUACAUGUCUUGGCUUGUACAGGGGGAGAGGCCCGGGCGGGGCGUAGUCUGAAACACUUAGACCAACUGUUAGUCUUCUUUCUUUGUUCUUUGUAGCUCCUUUUCUUUCAUUGUUGAGAGAGUCGUCUGUCGAACAAUUCUUUAAUAAAAUGUUAUGUUAUUCAGA
Molecule: messenger RNA, 4410 nt
Organism: Labrus bergylta (ballan wrasse)
Lineage: Eukaryota; Metazoa; Chordata; Actinopteri; Labriformes; Labridae
Source: RefSeq, a predicted model, not a curated record